Molecule: messenger RNA, 3639 nt
Organism: Micropterus salmoides (largemouth bass)
Lineage: Eukaryota; Metazoa; Chordata; Actinopteri; Centrarchiformes; Centrarchidae
Exons: 5
Coding region: 84-890 (268 amino acids)
Cellular component (GO): plasma membrane
Molecular function (GO): transmembrane signaling receptor activity
Source: RefSeq, a predicted model, not a curated record
CUAUAUCAUUUAAAGAAGUUAGAAGUUCCUGGUUUGUCAGUGAAGAAGUCAGAGAGGCAGCAGUAAACCAUCAGAGCCUCAACAUGAAAGUCCGUCACACUUUGAUCUGCUUCUUCUUCCUCUCUCUGCAGGAUGGAAACACUGGUCUCACCAAUGCCCAAAUCCCAUCUGUCUAUACAGGAACUGAAGGAGGAGAUAUCACAGUUACAUGCCCCUUUUCUUCACGUGGAGUCAGGAAGUUCUUCUGCAAGAGAAAAUGUAAACCAGAGGACAUCCUCAUUGAAACAACUGGUGUCAGAGAUCAGAGAGGCAGAUACAACAUCACAUAUGAAAGAGGAUUUUUUUUAGAUAAUGUUUUCGUGAGCAUCACACAGCUGACCAAGUCUGACUCAGGACUGUACAGCUGUGGUCUGGACAGAUCAAACAUUACGUUUGAAAUCAUUGUUGUAGAUGCACUGCUGGAUGGAAGUCCUCCUGAAGAAACAUCCCUCUAUACAAGAGCUGGAGGAAAUAUUGUAGUUGGAUGCUCCUUUAUUUUCUCUGGAAGCAGGAAGUACUUCUGCAAGGAAGAAUGUAAAGAGAAAGACAUUCUUGUUGAAACAACUGGUUUCACAGCUGAGAGAGGCAGAUACAGCAUCAGAUAUACAGAACGAUCUCUGACAGAUGUAUCUGUGUAUGUGAGCAUCACACAGCUGACCAAGUCUGACUCAGGACGGUACAGGUGUUGUCUGGACAGACGUUUAUUACCAGAUUCCUACCGGGGGUUUGAGAUCAUUGUCACAGAUGCAGUCCCAUCAGCCUCCACACCAACAACACAGAGUUUAAGUUCUCAGACUGACCAGCAGCAGACUGCGGCAACAGCAACAGCAGAGCCAUCAGAGGAACACUGAGGAAAUACAUUGUGAAAUGAAGGCUAGUGAAACACAAGCUCCCUUGAUCGGUGGGAUUUUGGCUCUCUGUAGUACAAUAUGAAGGACCAGAAUGAGCAAUGGCUGCACCAAAAUCAUUUGAUUUGACCAAACUGUCCCUAGUUGAAGACACUGUGCUCCAGAAUCAGCUGAAGAAUGAUAUACACAUGAUUCACCCAAGGUUAAGUAGUUUUCACUAGUGAGAGUUAGCAUAACUGUUAGCAACUGUAGAAAAUGCUGUUAGUUGCAUGCAGUUACAUAUAGCUUCAGUACUGAUUUAGAACAGUGGUUAAAAUGUUGUUUGGAACUAUGUAUGACGUGUCCUGUAACAUGAUUUUAUUGGAUUAAUUAACUAAUCAAUCAGAAAUCAGUAUUUUCCAUAAACAUGGUGAAAUGCUACUGUAGAAUAAAAUUAAAGAAUCAUGAUACUUGUGUGUACCUUGAUGAGCUCUGACUGAAAACCUUUGACCUACCCAAUGAGAAAGAACACAGUUUGUUCCAGAAAAGGUUUCUUCAAAAAAAGAUUCUUCUACAGUUUGAUAGCACUGCAUGAACAGGCCCACAUGUUAAAUUUCAAUUUGAAUCUAUUAUUAUCCACUAAUGAAUUUCAAUUUAUUAGUGGAUAGCCCCGUGAGAUGUAGCAUCUCGUUUUCACAAGGGUCCACAGAUACACAUACAUAAUACAACAGAAAAAACACAACAUACCUAGUACAGAAAAUACAAAAGCACAGAACAAAUAUUCAAAACAACUGAGUUACAAAGCAGCUUGCACCCUCACCCCAGACCAAUGACGAUGAAAAUAGAAUUUUAAACAUUUCCAAUAAACUUUCAGCAAAUUACAAAAAAUUAAAAACAAAAGACACAUCAAGGUUCAGACAUGUCAUAUCUCGUACAAUAAGUACAUCACAUUUAGUUGAGAUACACAAGUCAAAACAACUAAUUACACAAUCAGGACCUGUAAAACAAUUGAGAUUUAGUGAAAACAAGUAUCGCAUAAGAAAGGUCAAAUCCAAAGAAGGUAAAUCAAUUAGAUGAUUACAUGAAACAAAUUACAAGCAAUACUAAUGAGUACAGCAUCAGUAGCAUGCGCACACAUUGUUAAGAUAGUGAAGUGUAACCUAAAUCUGCAAAAAGAUUAGAUGGAUCUCAAAGAAAGAGGGAGAUUGUUCCAAUCACAAGUAGCCUCAUAAUGAAAAGCUUUAGGUCCAGCAGCUGAGAAGAUUCUUGGUACAGCAAAGACAAGAUAUUGCAUUUCUCUAAGUGAAUAUGUAGAACUACAAGGAACCGAGAGUACUUUCAGAUAUGGAGGACAAUUGAAAUUGGCAUAUUUGAAAAUAAAUUUAAACCAAUUGAAGUCUCUUCCUGAAUUAAGCUGAAGCCAAUUUAGUGAUUUAUGCAUUACACAAUAUUGAGUUUUUCAAAGGACCCUUCAUAACAAAUCUACACAGAGAGUUAAAUACCACAUGAAGUGGCUUAAGAACAAUGUCUUCAUGUAGAUGAUAUCAGCCUAGUCUAUAAUGGGAAAUAUCAACUGUGGCGUUGACCUAUUCCUGACUUCAAAUGUGAAACAAUUAACUAUAAAUCUAUAGAUCUAUAGAGUGAACUGAGACAGCAAUAUGUUAUUUUUGGCUAUAUUCAGACUGCAGGCCUUAAUGCUCAAUUCCGUUUUUUUUUCCCAGAUCCGAUUUUUUUUGUUUGACAGUUCACAUUAUAGCUUAAAUGUGGCCCAUAUCAGACUCCAGUGUGAACUGUCCGCGGCCUGAAAGCUCGCAAAACACUCCCGGUUUUCACUGUCGUCUCACGGAUCACAUUUCUCCCUACAGUUUUCGGCACUGUACAACGCAACUGCCCCACAACUCACUUUAAAUGCGACCUGAGUGUCCAGACUCAGGUCGCAUUUAAAAAGAUCCGAUCUGUAUCAGAUUUGGACCACAUAUGGAAGUGGCCCAAUUCCGAACUGGAAAAGAUCAGAUUCCAUGUGACUUGGCCUGUUUACACUGUCAUAAAAAGAUCAGAUCUGAGUCACAUAUGAACUGCCUUGGCGUGCAGUCUGCACAUAGCCUUUGUGAUGUAAUCAGUGUGAGGUUUAAAAGGUAAGCUCAGGAUCAGUCGACAGUCCAAUUUAAAUUAAUCCAAUUUCACCAUGGAAGACCCAUCUUCAAAAUAAAGAUGCAAAUUAAGAGCACAAGGUGGUCAUUUGUUAUUAUGAAGCCAUUUUUGCGUCAUAAUAAAGUCAUCUUGUAAUCUGUUUUGGACACAGUGAAUGUCAGAGUCAGCAGUGUAAAUAACAGUAUCAUCAGCAUAAAGAUGAACUUUACAGAUGGAACAGAUGCGUGAUAAAUCAUUAAUGAAAAUCGAGAACAAAAGCGGUCCUAGAGUGGAACCUUGAGGAACCCCUUUAUCAACCAAUAAAUCAUUGUGAAGAUAAGAAUUAAACCAUAACAGUGCACUUUGAUUCAAACCUAUUGCAUAAAGCUUGUCAAGCAGGAUAUAAUGAUCCAACAUAUCAAAAGCUUUGGAAAGGUCGAUAAAAAUAGCACCAGUUAGCUGUCCCUUAUCGAAUGGGGAGAAAAUGUCAAUGGUCACCUUUUGUCACAGAUUGAACCAGAUUGAUAUGGGGAUAAGAUGUUAUUCCGAAUUGUGAUAAUUUAAUCAAAAUUAUUAUUCAUGAUCAUCAUUCAUCAAUUAGGAAGCAUCUGUAAAAAAAAAAAUUUUUCUUUUCUUCAACCUC